Messenger RNA from Neohortaea acidophila, 718 nucleotides. RefSeq lists its product as uncharacterized. Lineage: Eukaryota; Fungi; Ascomycota; Dothideomycetes; Mycosphaerellales; Teratosphaeriaceae. Bases 83 to 457 code for a protein of 124 amino acids. The transcript has 2 exons. The record is from RefSeq and is a predicted model, not a curated record.
ACGACUCGAUCGACUUCUUCCCUCCUGACUUCGAUCUAUCUACUUCACGGUUUUAAUCCUACCUUACCUUCUGUAUCCCAACAUGGUCCGUCUCGCCGUGAUUGGCAGCUUCGCGCUGUUCGCCUUGUUCCAAGGCGCCUACACCGCCCCGGCCGCGGAUGUCGAUGGCUCAGUAGCCGUCGGCGAGGGCUUUGUCCUCGAGGAGCGCGAGCCCGUCGAGCUCGCCACCAAGACGCACACAGCCAAGCAUCACCACACCACCAAAGCCGCCGUCGUCGGCGACGACUCGACGGAAGAGGACAAGAAGGGCAAGAAGUCCAAGAAGUCCAAGAAGACGAAGAAGUCGAAGAAGGGCAAGAAGACCAAGUCGACUGGCCUGCCGCUGACGAGCAUCCUUUCCACCGUCACCAAGGUCGUGCCGACGGUUGUCCCUACGAUUCUGGCGGAGGAGGCCUAGGCGACUGCCGCAGUCUCGGGAGGUGCUGGUGGUACCCGAUGGAGGGUUCCGGACAGGCGGGUGGAAUCGAUGGGUAAAGAUUGACAGGGACUAGCACGUACACAUCUUUGGGAACCCCAUUAGCUAGUCCUGUAGCUCGAAGAAUCGAGACUUCAUCCAGACAACGAGAGAGUUGACUCCACUUCGUCUGUCUCGCUUGGCGGCAAGGCUGCUUUUAAGGCAAACCGGGGCGAGCCCCAUCAACCCUAACCCUAAUUAAAC